Molecule: messenger RNA, 945 nt
Organism: Colletotrichum lupini
Lineage: Eukaryota; Fungi; Ascomycota; Sordariomycetes; Glomerellales; Glomerellaceae
Exons: 1
Coding region: 1-945 (314 amino acids)
Source: RefSeq, a predicted model, not a curated record
AUGCACCAGCAAGUGCCGCUGUCAAUCAAAUGGACCCUCGUUUCCUGGGUGGUCGCUGUUUUGUUGCUUGAUGCAUCAACAAUAUUUUGUCGGAAUCCUUGGUGCAUCGCAAACACAUCGCAUAGCAUAGCAUCGCAGCGCGGCGCGGCGCAGCCAAGGAGUGUUGUCUGGAUGCAGUACACAGGCCCGACUGGACGAGGUGCAGGAGUCAGAUUCCCGGUCACGGUCUCCCUUGCCUUCCAACUGGGUUUGCAUCGGAGGAUGUUCCGUGGGUCUCGCCGAGCCGUCAUGGAUGAUGGACAAGUUGUCAAGUCGGCGACAGCAACAAAACAGCAAAGGAGCGGCUGGGCGGUUGCUUCAGUGGAUGGCAAUUUCUUGAAAAACCGAGGGUUGGAAAGCCUCAUUAAAAGGAGGCGACGACAGUCGACGUGGGAGGGACAGAUGCACGGAGAUGAGGCAACCAAUGAGCGACUGAGACCGAGGCUGCAGAACCAAUCAUGGGCGGCAAAAUACCAGCCCCUUUGCCGAAUCCAGAUCUUGAUGAACACCCGCUCCCUCGUCCUCGACUUUUUCGCCUCCUCCUCCCCCGAUGGCUUCGCCCACCUGUCACGAACCCCACCGCCCUCGCAUGCCUCAACCUGGGAUCUUUCUUCCAAUCCCGUGUGCAGUCGGCGAACCAUCGACUUGGGGCGGACUUGCAAUUCCCAUUGUUUGGCGGCUACGGAUACAUACACGCACGCAGAGGGCAAUACCUAUACUCCGUGUGCAUUCACUUCCACACCCUCAUACCCUACACCGUGGGUGAGACUGGACGAGAAAGAGGAAGCGGUCGAGCUGACCGUCUGUUCAGGUAUUGUUGCUGCACACAACUCGAGACAGCAGCAUAACCUUACCCUGCCCGCUAUAUCAUCAUAUGCAUGCACGCACUAUCAAUGUCUUGCCUGA